GACACUCCCGAGUCCCUCAGCAGGUCUCCAUCCGGCACUGAGCCUGGAUGCAGGAGCGCACAGUCUGACACUCAGCGGUGGUGGAGGACCGCUGGUCGGACAGAGCGGGAUGGACGCCUCAUCUCACAGCAAAGCUGCUGGAGUUCGUCUGGUUGGGAGGUGCUGGAGCUGAGGGCGUGAUGAAAAGCAAGCCGUCACUUUCCAUUUAAUUCGCUGUCUUUACGCAGGCAGGAGCGCUGCGCUCUGCCCCUGACAGUAAUCCGCUUGUCGGGGAGGAGCAGGGGAAAGCUCUCUCUACACUGUAGCAGAGGGGAGAGGGCUGGAACAGCAGGUUAAGACCAAAGAGAGUUCAACAAACGUGUGGUUGCAUGGACCGGUUCUAGUUGGCAGGAAGGCUGCUAGGAUGAGCGGACCGACAAAAGUUAAGUACCAUUCAGGCCUCUAUGGAGGAAACCACAGCAGCAGCAGCAGCAGCUCUACAGCCAGCAGAGGAAAUUCACCAAUUAUGUGUGAGCGAUGUCGGGAGGCUUGUCAUGGAGAGGUGGUGCGUGUCAAGAACACGCACUUCCAUAUUCACUGCUUCACCUGCCAAGUGUGUGGCUGCGACUUGGUGCGGUCAGGUUUCUUCCACCACUCUGGUGAAUAUAUCUGUACUGAGGACUACCAGCGCCUGUACGGGACCCAGUGUGACAGCUGUGACGAGUACAUCACUGGAGAGGUGGUCUCUGCAAUGGGGAGGACGUACCACCCGCACUGUUUUGUCUGCAGCGUCUGCAGGCGUCCAUUCCCAAUUGGAGACAGAGUGACCUUCUGUGGGAAAAAGUGUGUAUGUCAGCAGUGCUCGCGCUCUCUGAAAAAAGACAAGCCUGUUAAGAUUCUUGGACCGAGCUACUGUGCAGGCUGCAGCCAAGAGAUCAAGCAGGGCCAAUCUCUGCUGGCUUUGGAGAGGCAGUGGCACAUCACUUGUUUCAAAUGUAGGACGUGUGGCUGUACUCUCACUGGGGAAUACAUCAGCAAAGAUGGGAUUCCUUACUGUGAGGAUGACUACCACACUCAGUUUGGGAUCAAGUGUGAAGGCUGCAGCAGGUACAUCAGCGGCAGGGUGCUUGAGGCCGGAGGAAGGCAUUACCACCCGAGUUGUGCCAGGUGUGCUCGCUGUCACAUGACGUUUCAAGAAGGAGAGGAAAUGUACCUUACGGGUUCGGAGGUUUGGCACCCCAUGUGUAAAGAAGCAGCUCGGCUGGAGAGAAAACUGAGGCUGAGACGAACCUCUGAGACUGCAUCCACUUCUCCAUCAGGUUCCUCUCCGCUGCUUGGCUCCCCUCACCGGCUCAUCUGUUCCUUGGGCUCCUUAUCACCAUAUUCUCAUGAUAUCUUGGACAGUGUUGAGUUAAGAAAGAGGCUUUCCUGCAGCUCCGCCUUCACGGAGUCUCCUGCACAUAGUCAUCAUGGAGGAUCCCCACUGCAUUAUUAUCACCACGGCAGUGAGAGUGGCAGAAGUUCACCUAUUUAUACUCAACCAGAGCCCAGGUGUGCCACACCCACCACCUCCACCUUUCAAGUUCCCAAGCAUUUCCAUGUCCCAGUGUCUGAAGAAAGUAACAUUUACAGGAAACCUCCUAUCUACAAGAGACAAGACGCUCCUGUCUCUCCAACUAACAGGAUUAAGAUCAAUGAGAAUCUCCUCAAUUCCAGUCAGUUUUCCACCUCUAACUUCAACAGCCUUUAUCACACAGACUCCAAUUAUUUCCCCUACAGUGGCUCUCCAAAAGUGUCCAGGGUUAGGAGGUUUUCAUCUGGAGGAGAGGAGGAUGGAUGGAAUCAAAAUAUAAACAAGGGAAUUGGCAGGAUGAUCCUAAAAGAAGAGAUGAGAGCGCGAUCAGGGGUUCAGGGCAACAACCACUGGAGGAGCGCACGCAGCUCCCGGAGUAACAGCAAGGAGACCCUGAACAAUCUGGAAUACAGCUCCCUUAAUGGCUCUCCCAGUUCCACGUUGAGUGCAGACAACGACUCGUACAUUUCCAAAUCUGCCUCGUUGCCAGGAUACGGCAGGAACGGACCGAACAGGCCUGGGAGUGUGAACACAGAUUACUACCAGUACGACAGCAGUAAUGCAGUUAACUGGCAGAUAAGAGAAUACAAGAUCUACCCAUAUGAAGCACUUAUGGUUUCAGUAAGAGGAGAGCAGCAUCUCCCUAAUGAUGUAGAUAGAGCCCGUCUAGAGCGUCACCUCUCCCCAGAAGAGUUUUACAGAGUCUUUGGCAUGCCCAUGUCUGCCUUUGACCGCCUGGCUCAGUGGAAAAAGAAUGAACUGAAGAAACAGGUCCGACUGUUUUAGGAAAAGUCAGGAGAUCCAUCAACAGCGCUCUGAAUACUGCUUCCAACCAGAUUUCAUCUGACCAUGAGUAUGAAUAUGAUUCAAAGAAGAAGCAUUCAGCCUUACAUACUCUAACUGAUAUGCACUAAGGCUUAAUGAGCAAUAAGUAUAAGGGCAACGAAACAAACAUUGGAUGAUGGCUUUAAGAGAUGUGUUGAUGCUGUAAAAGACAGGAAGCAGGGUGAUUGUAAGGCUGCUUUCCCAACUUGUAGCAGUAGAUGGCAGUGUGUUGCAGUCUCAGCAACACUUAGAAACACCUUUCCAUACAGAAAGAUUCAUCUGAACAUGAAGGAGUGGCUUGGAAAGUCAGCUGGUUAGGAGAAAGCCUCCAUGAUCCAAUUUCACACAGAAACUGCCCUCAAAAUGCAAAAUUAUUAGCAUUACAAAUCCUGUGAGAAUCUCAGAAUUAAUGUUACUGAACAUAGUUAUUAUGUUUUUUAAAAAUAGAAUACAAAUACUCAAAACCAAAAUUUGUUUAAUGCUUUUGUAUUGUGUAAUAGCAUAUUUGAUUUCUAUUUUUAGCAUAUUUUAAGCCAUACAUGCGUUAUAACUUUUGUACCAUUUACUGAUUUGUGGUUUGAAU
Messenger RNA from Cyprinodon tularosa, 2960 nucleotides. RefSeq names its product actin-binding LIM protein 3-like. The transcript is spliced from 22 exons. Gene Ontology annotation, biological process: cytoskeleton organization; lamellipodium assembly; cilium assembly. Gene Ontology annotation, cellular component: actin cytoskeleton; stress fiber. NCBI's taxonomy places the organism in Eukaryota, Metazoa, Chordata, Actinopteri, Cyprinodontiformes, Cyprinodontidae. The record is from RefSeq and is a predicted model, not a curated record. Gene Ontology annotation, molecular function: actin filament binding. Bases 404 to 2338 code for a protein of 644 amino acids.